Molecule: messenger RNA, 1440 nt
Organism: Lingula anatina
Lineage: Eukaryota; Metazoa; Brachiopoda; Lingulata; Lingulida; Lingulidae
Product: polycystin-1-like protein 2
Biological process (GO): detection of mechanical stimulus
Cellular component (GO): membrane
Molecular function (GO): protein binding; calcium ion binding; calcium channel activity
Source: RefSeq, a predicted model, not a curated record
UCAUUUUUUUUAUUUCAUUUUAUUUAUUUUCAAUUUAUUUAUUUUGCCAUGUCUUAUCUAAAAUUCUACAUUCAGGUCAUCCUGAUUGCGUUGGUGGUGAGUUUGAUCCUGAAGAAAUCAGUUGCAGUAAAUGAGGGGAAGAAGGAUAUACCUCUGACUGAAGAUGAAAAAUACCUAAAGGAAGAAAACAUAGCUCAUUAUCGAAAGAAUCUUCAACGAAAGCGUGCUCAGCAUGUGUACAAGCCUCUUCCAGAGCCCGUGGUAGAACACAUGCGCAGCAUACGGAUGAAAGAGAGGAGGAUGCAUCAAAUACUGGUGGAGCUGGCGCUCUAUGUGACCUUCACUUUGGCCCUGGUAUUUGUGACGUAUGGCCACCGAGACCCCAUGGCAUUCUAUGUAACAAAGUCUACAGAAGAUAUGUUUAUCACGGCAGAGUAUGCAGAUGGUCCAGCCUUUGGAGAGAUCAGCGAUGCUGACUCCAUGUGGGAAUACCUAGAGGAGACAUUUGUACCUUCCCUGUUCACUUCUACCUGGUACAAUGGUGACAGUGUGACAGAGAGUGACAUCCUGACAGCUGACAAGGUGUCACUCCAUGUGGGGGCAGCCAGACUCAGACAGCUGAGAGUUAAAGAUGUCUGUGAUGUGCCUACCACCUUCCAGUCCCUGAUCCACUCCUGUACAGUGAGAUAUGAAUGGGGCACUGAUGACAGCAGGGACUAUAACACCUCUUGGACACCGCUGGUCAACACAACUGACCACCCCACUGACCAGUGGACAUACCAGUCUGCUUUCAAGCUGAGGUCACUUCCAUUUGCUGGAAAACAUGGCACUUACAAUGGUGGAGGAUAUGUGAAACUCCUUGGUGACACCAGAGAUAAAAGCCUGUCUCUAGUAUUAUAUGAUAUUUUAGGUGGAGGAUAUGUGAAACUCCUUGGUGACACCAGAGAUAAAAGCCUGUCUCUAGUAUUAUAUGAUAUUUCAGGUGGAGGAUAUGUGAAACUCCUUGGUGACACCAGAGAUAAAAGCCUGUCUCUAGUAUUAUAUGAUAUUUCAGGUGGAGGAUAUGUGAAACUCCUUGGUGACACCAGAGAUAAAAGCCUGUCUCUAGUAUUAUAUGAUAUUUCAGGUGGAGGAUAUGUGAAACUCCUUGGUGACACCAGAGAUAAAAGCCUGUCUCUAGUAUUAUAUGAUAUUUCAGGUGGAGGAUAUGUGAAACUCCUUGGUGACACCAGAGAUAAAAGCCUGUCUCUAGUAUUAUAUGAUAUUUCAGGUGGAGGAUAUGUGAAACUCCUUGGUGACACCAGAGAUAAAAGCCUGUCUCUAGUAUUAUAUGAUAUUUCAGGUGGAGGAUAUGUGAAACUCCUUGGUGNAAAAAACAGUUUUCCACUUAUCGUGUUAUCGCUAAAAGUGCACGAUGGCGACGACGACAGACGCAGAUGA